Messenger RNA from Chelonoidis abingdonii (Abingdon island giant tortoise), 942 nucleotides. Its product is annotated as olfactory receptor 5A1-like. Gene Ontology annotation, molecular function: G protein-coupled receptor activity; olfactory receptor activity. Gene Ontology annotation, cellular component: membrane. Gene Ontology annotation, biological process: G protein-coupled receptor signaling pathway. The record is from RefSeq and is a predicted model, not a curated record. NCBI's taxonomy places the organism in Eukaryota, Metazoa, Chordata, Testudines, Testudinidae.
AUGGAGAAUCAAACCACUGUGGCCAAAAUUAUUCUCUUAGGAAUUUUAAUUGACCCACAACUCCAGGUUUUCCUGUUCUUGGUAUUUUUAGUUAUUUAUGUAAUAACCUUACUGGGAAACAUGGUUAUCAUGUUGAUGAUAAAGGUCGAUCCUCAUCUUCAAUCACCCAUGCACUUCUUUCUGUCCCAUUUAUCUUUCCUUUGUGACAUCUGCUAUUCCUCCAUUAUUGUCCCCAAGAUGCUGGAAAACUUCCUAGCAGAGAAGAAAACCAUUUCUGCCAGUGGCUGCAUUACCCAAAUGUUCUUUAUUAUUUUGUCAUCUGGGGCUGAAAUUUUCACUCUUGCAGCUAUGGCUUAUGACCGAUAUGCUGCCAUAUGUGACUCACUGCAUUAUAUGGAAACAAUGAAGAAACGACUCUUCCAACAGCUAGUGAUGGGUGCAUGGAUCAUUGGAUUUAUAGAUGCUCUGGUAAAUACUAUUCCUCUGCUAAAAUUACACUUCUGUGGUCCCAGUGAAAACAACCAUUUCACCUGUAAGCUCCCUUCACUCUUGGUCUUGUCCUGCACUGAGACCUUCAGCAAUGAAGUGGUGCUCCUUUCCUCCAUUGCAAGAUUUGGAUCCAGCUCCUUCCUGCUCACACUGGUCUCCUACAUUUACAUAAUUGCCACCAUCUUGAGAAUACACUCCAUGGAGGGCAAGCGUAAAGCCUUCUCCACCUGCAGCUCCCACCUUCUCAUCGUCAUUUUAGACUUUGGGACAGGUUCCUUUCGAUAUGUGAGACCCAGUUCAGUCUCUUCCAAGGGUUUGGAUAUGCUGGUGUCCAUCCAGUACAGCUUCUUGACCCCCAUGUUAAACCCCAUCAUCUACAGUCUGAAAAACAAGGAGAUGAAAAGAGCCAUGGUGAAUAUGUUGAAAAAAGCAUAUGUUUCUCAUGGAACAUAA